Dentiscutata erythropus is the source of this 882-nucleotide messenger RNA. NCBI's taxonomy places the organism in Eukaryota, Fungi, Glomeromycota, Glomeromycetes, Diversisporales, Gigasporaceae. The record is from the annotation of a GenBank genome assembly.
GUUUUAGAACAAGAUCCUCAAGUCUUUAAUCGUGCAAGCGCUGUAAAAAAUUUAAUUAAUAAUCAUCAAUUUUGGAUUGAUGUUGAGCAAUUGCAAAAUAUUCUUGGCCCGGUAAAACAGGCUGUAAAAUGCGUAGAGUUUCGAACUACUUUGUUGGUAGAUGUAUUUGUUGAGCUAGUAAAAAUGGCUAUUUCAAUCCAAGAAAUUUCUGUUCUCUAUAAUAACCAGUUUCGGCGUGAUUUUCUUGAGCAUAAGAUAUACAAGAAGUAUGUUCUUAAAAGAGCAUUGGAAAUAUGGAUGCAAUUAGGUGGCGGUUGGACGAGUUGUAAACUUUUAAGGACUCAAAUGAAUCUAACUCAAAAAAAUGAAGACCACAUCAAGACGCUUGCUAUACGAAUUCACUCUAUUUCUCCUCAUAAUGCUGCGUAUGAACGUACCUUUAGUAUACUAGGCUGGUAUUUAGGAAAAAGGCGAACUAGGUUAAGCAUUGAUCGACUAGAGUUAAUGGCUCAAAUGCAUUCGUUUUUAGUAGAAAAUGCCAAAUCAGAACUUAACUACGUUAACCAAAAUCUUUGCCAUGAGGAUUUUUUAUCUAUUUUUAAUAAAAUUGCAAAUUCUAUGGAAAAUGAGACUGAUUUAUUCGAUAGUGAUUCAGUUUCCUUUCCAGAAGAACUUGAAGAAGAUAUGGAAGAAAAUAUAGAAGAGUCUUCUGAGGAAACAGAUAAUUCUGUCAGUGAAAAUUCGUUAAAUUUAGAAAUUGGAAAUUUUAUAUCUUUAUCUUCCAGACUAGAAUCCAACGAAUCGUCAAGUUUAAAUGAAGAAAUUGAACAUGGAAAUAGAGAUUUUGAUUUGAAUGAUUUGAUCAGUGAUGAUUCUGACUGA